UAAGUGUUUUCAUUUGGAUUGUUCUGAGCAAUUCAGUUUGUUGCGGAGAGUUUGACUAAACACAUUCUUCCUAGAUAUUUUCCAACUUUCUUCAGAUACAAAAUGAAACUCGUUAUCUUUUUGGGCCUUUUGGUGGUCGUUCAAAUUGUUAGCUCAUCGGAGGAAUUAGGUUCCUUGGAACAGGAAUGGCCCAAAUUCAAGACUAAGUUCAACAAGUCAUAUCCUGAUGCUAAGGAGGAGGCCAAGCGAAAGGCAAUUUUCGAAGCUACAUUGAAGAGAGUUAAGGAGCACAAUAAGAAAUAUGAUGCCGGCCAGGAAAGUUAUUCGUUGGGAAUAAAUCAUUUUGCUGACUUGGAGGGUCAUGAGGUUCCAACUGGACUCUUGAUUCCAAAAGGCGAAACGGCAUCUUAAGACUAAGGACUUUUCUUGAACGAUUGAAAAUAAACAUGAAUUGGAAUUUCCGAAAAGCUAUUCAGUUUUUCCUAUCUCCUAUGCAAGUUGGUUAGUCUACAUUAUAACAAAGUGCAAAGUGGGAAAAUAUAUUUCAUUAACUAGAUAAACAA
This is a messenger RNA of Hermetia illucens (black soldier fly), 563 nucleotides long. Its product is annotated as protein CTLA-2-alpha-like. Lineage: Eukaryota; Metazoa; Arthropoda; Insecta; Diptera; Stratiomyidae. Bases 103 to 411 code for a protein of 102 amino acids. The transcript is spliced from 2 exons. The record is from RefSeq and is a predicted model, not a curated record.